AUGGAUUCUCACAAUGUAUCUGGAUACCGCAAUGACCUAUUCGAUGACUUGGGUUAUAUAUCUGAGCGAGGAAUCGAAGACGAUUUUGAAGAUAAUUUUGUCAUCAGCCAACGGCGUUAUAAGGAACGUGCGGCCGCUGCGUUUACCGAAGAUCUGGCGGAAUUGAGGCGUAAACGAAGGGACAUGCAGGAUCGUAUCUUCGAUGUCAUCGACUUGAAUGCAGAAAUCGAGAAAGCUAGAAAUACUCUCGAACAAGCGGAUAUUGCUUUUCAACAACACGCAACAAAAUUCGAUAAUACAGAUACCUGCGAUGACACCAGAUUAAAAAAAUUCCCUAAUAUGGAAAUUUUAACAGAAAAACCACGGCCGAAAACUAUAAAAUUUAUAAAAGUCCCUAAUAUUGAUAUAGAAUCGUGUAUGCCACAACCUAUAAAAUCAAGAAGAGACAAAAUCAAUUCAAUAAUGGAACCAAAUGAAAUUGCAAAUCCAUUAAAUACCAUUGCAUUGCUACCGUUAAAAAGGAAAUUCUCAAAUAAAAAGAAAAGUGUUUCGUUUUAA
Molecule: messenger RNA, 558 nt
Organism: Bombus terrestris (buff-tailed bumblebee)
Lineage: Eukaryota; Metazoa; Arthropoda; Insecta; Hymenoptera; Apidae
Exons: 3
Coding region: 1-558 (185 amino acids)
Source: RefSeq, a predicted model, not a curated record